AUGCCUUCGGGACAGAAUGAUCCAAAGCUGUUGUACGCCGUGAACGGCGUGUCGGCUUAUCACCUUGCCAAUGGCAAAGAGCAGUGCCUCACGCAAGCUGGGCCUCAGACCCUGUCUCUGCUGAUGGUCCCUACUUCUUCGCCAUUUGCUGACGCCUCUGCCUUGGGUCCCUCGUCCCACCCACCAGAGGAGGACUUCUACCUCCACCUCCACCUGCCGCCUGAGCUCGAUUUGCCCCUGCCCGCAACGACCCAGAUCUACCACCAGCCGCCCAGGAGCUACCUGAUCCCCCGUUGGGAUCUUGGCCCCGACAGCGGCGCCUUUACAAGGAUCGAGUUUCCUGAGCUGGGGAGUCGGCCGGGAGUACAGGACGAUAUUGACACAUGGGAGACCUGCAUAGCUCAAUGCACGGCUUUCUUGGAGCGCUCGCCACCACCACUCCCCAAGGACACCAAGUCAAGCACGAUCCCCACGAAAGGCAGCUCCUCAAGAUCAAAAGCUGCGCUGGCAGCAGAGGAACAGCUUCCUGCCUACAACCCAGGCGACUACAAGCCCGGAGAGGCAUACGCGAAGGGCAGCCACAGCUCCAACAAUGGCGGGCAGAUAGUUCUGGUGGACGAAGAAGAUGGUAGCGUCAUCGGUGAGCUCGGCGAGGGCUUCGACAUGGUAGAGAGCAACUCUUUGAAGCCAGGCUCGAAAGUACAGAUCACGCUACCUGGGGAGGGUUCAAAUAAGAUCGCCAUCGCCCCGGCAAGACCCGAGGACCUGGACCUUGCUAUGCACCCGGCAUACAAAAAGUCAACACUGGUCUCGAAUGCUGCAGCGGCAUCGCGACUGAUCGUGACCACUUCAGAUUACGUCUCGAAAGCGCUGCAAGGCGGCGCAGACAGCUUUACCCAGAAGACCAAGCCAGUUGCCAAGCCCGUAACUUUCAAACCGACGACCAAGGAACACGUCCGCAGGGUCCACACUUUUACGAGCGGCGCGGCCGGUGUGUCGGCCAAGACGGUUGGCUCGAUCGGCAAGGUCGCACAGAACUUGGGUGCCACGCUCGGCCGGCAUGGUAAGAACAACGGCCAGCCUAAGGGGUUCGAUAAGGACGGUAAACCUCUCGACACGUACAAGCCCGGUAUCCUCAACAAGAGCAUGAUGGCCUUCUCGACAGUAGCAGACGGCAUAGAGCAAGCGGGGCGAACUCUUCUCGAGUCCAGCUCAAAUGCCGCCACGACUGUCGUGGGCCACCGAUGGGGUCCCGAGGCUGGAGAAUUGUCGGCGAGCCUAGGAGGUGGCGUGAAGAACGUGGGGCUGGUCUACAUCGAUGUGACUGGUGUCUCCCGACGCGCCAUUCUUAAGUCGGUGGCCAAAGGGAUGGUCGUGGGUAGAGUCAAGGGCGGCGGCGAGGUAGUGGUCGGUGGCGGCGAUGGUGGUGAUGCAGUCGUGGCUGGUGCACUACCUCCCGGCCAACAGCAACAGUAUCUGGAGGGUCAAGGCGCGGGCACUUCCUCGGAAACCAGUUCGAUAAGCGGGGUGGAAGGUAAGAAGCCUGUGACGAAGUAUUGA
Diaporthe citri is the source of this 1560-nucleotide messenger RNA. RefSeq lists its product as uncharacterized. The transcript has 3 exons. Gene Ontology annotation, cellular component: plasma membrane. NCBI's taxonomy places the organism in Eukaryota, Fungi, Ascomycota, Sordariomycetes, Diaporthales, Diaporthaceae. The record is from RefSeq and is a predicted model, not a curated record. Gene Ontology annotation, biological process: cell division. The coding region runs from base 1 to 1560 and encodes 519 amino acids.